UUUUGCCUGACAAAACGCCACAACUGGGAGGUUAAGAAGGCUAGACGCAAAGGAAAACCAGAAGUCGUACUUUUUCUCCUGUGCAAUUAUCGCUCCUCUUGAUAAAAUCUACCUAUGCGUAUCAAGGCGCCCCAAAUUGCCCCAAAUGCACUCCUUUGCUACCAUGAUUCCUAUCACCCACCAUCUACUGCGCAACAUCUGCUUCUUUCUUGUCCUGGGUCUUCUCCCUCAACAGACCCUCGCUCAAGGCAAACUCGCCCUUUAUCUCGACUUUGCUUGCUCGACCCCAAGCAGUCUUGAGCCUUCCGUCUCACUCCCUCUAUCCACCUGUCUUGUGCCAGUAGGUGCAGUGUCACUUGCAAUUCAACAAUUCCCAAAAUGCGACAGCGGUACCGCAAGCAUGAUCAUGUAUGAGGACACCAGCUGUGCCCUCAAUACCUUCUCCAAGAGCAAGUCCUAUACUGGCUGGUCGUCCAGGGACAAUUGUUUCUAUUGGUUGAUAGGAAAGAGCAUUCCAGGGGUCAUGUUCACUUGCGAGGAACCAGCAACCAAUCCCCAGCCGACAAGCACAUCCACCGUUAGGGCGUCUAUCAUCGCUGGAGUGGCAACUGACGACCCUGCAACCGGCUCGGCAACCGGUCCAGCAGAUGCGUCUAAGACAACCGCUGCUUCGACAGGAAAGACCACUGCUUCGACAGGGAAGACCACUGCCACGACCCAGACUGGCACUGGCACUGGCUCCACUACGACGUCAACCGCCGGGACCUCCUCAGACAAUGCUAGCAGCAGCAAUUCUUCUGGCCUCGGCAGAAGCGACAAGAUAGCAAUCGGUGUGGGACUGGGAGUUGGGAUACCAAGUAUUGUAAUUGGUUUCCUAGCUUGGUUUUGGCCUCGAAAGAAGUCUUGAUUGGGCAACAAUGUCGCUGUAUUAUGUAGGAUGGUAGGCAACUUUUACUGUGGGGGUCAUGUAUUACUCUCUGCUUAGGUAGUGUACGGAAGUAGUUCUCUGGUACUCCGCGAGGGAGGUAUCAAGUGUUGAAGGUUCUCCAAUUAAACAAACCAGGGUCAGCGUUGGUCUCAAAGAAGAUGUGGUUGGUUCCGAGAUAUUCCCCCAUUGGGAUUAUCCCGACUCAGGGUCUCCCCAAAUGCCACCUUCCCCAGUUCCCCCUGAUUUAGGCUAAAAUCACCUCCUCAAACGUUACCGGGUUGAGAGAACGCCAAGAGUUAAUAAAGCAGCAAGCUUCU
Phialemonium atrogriseum is the source of this 1245-nucleotide messenger RNA. RefSeq lists its product as uncharacterized. The transcript has a single exon. Bases 146 to 907 code for a protein of 253 amino acids. Lineage: Eukaryota; Fungi; Ascomycota; Sordariomycetes; Cephalothecales; Cephalothecaceae. The record is from RefSeq and is a predicted model, not a curated record.